AUGUUUUCAUCCAAACUUUUGUUGGCUCUACUGGGUUGCCUAGCCAUCUACGGUUGGUUUUUCUUUUUUGAAUUGAGAUAUUUUUGUUUUAAGCUGAAAAUGACUUCAAGAAAAAAACUUUCCUCUUCAGAUUUUUGGCAAAUUUUAAGUUUUUGUCAUAGAGCGCAAUUAUUUUUUAUAGGAGUAAAUGUUUCAUUUCAAAGCGCUCUAUAUAUUUUUGAAUCAAAACUUUGGUCAUAAGGAAAAGUCAUAUCGAGCUUAAAUCUAAGCAGAAUUUCGUAUCUUUUUGAGUUUUAUCUGUUUCAAAAAAAGUCGAUUUUGAUUAUUGUUUUUAAUUUGACAAAGAAGAAGACAAAGAUUGUUUUUGCAACGUUUUUUUGGGACAGUUUUUUUAUGUUAAAAAAAUUUCAAUUUUCCGUCUUUUUGAAGUGAAAACUUCAAACUUACUUUUCGAGAAUAGUUGUGUCGCUAAUUUCUUAGGCUGAUGACCAAUUUUCACAAAAAGCUUCAAAAAUACCAUUUUUCAUGAUUUUUUAAAUUCAGCCCACGCCGAAGACGCGGUCGACGGUGAGAUCCUCGAGGAAACCGUCACGAAAACUGACGACGAUGAUUUGACUAUUGGACCUUCUCCCGACGCUUCCCUUUCUUUCCUUUUCGUCAGCCCUCCCGAUGCCAAUGCCAUCAAUGGUUAGGUUUUGCGAUUUUUGAAACUUUCAGGAGGUUUUGAAGGUUAGAAAUUCUAUAAAUUUCAUUAUAAUGCUGUAUUUUUUUCAGAACAAUGUGAAAUUUGAGGUCAAGAGAAAUAUUUAAAUAUCAUGAAGAAAUUAGAAAAAAAUUCCUUUUUGUAGUUUUUUGAAAUUUGUAAGAUGCGAAAAAUUUCGAGUAACAAAGGAAAACUACUGAAAAAAAUCAACUUUUAGAAUUUAUCCUGGUCUUCAAGAAAUAUCCGAAUUUCUUAUAAGGCCUGAUUUUUUUAAGUAAGAUUUUUUUGAAUAAUAAAAAUGAAAGUUCAGUAUUUUUUUAUUAUCAUGUUUAAUUUUAGUUUAUUCUGCCGUUUUUUUAGCUGAUUUCAAGUAUUUUUGAAUGAAAUUUCUUUCCAAUGAAUGCCAAUUGCACGUUGUAACUUUUUAAAAAUCAUAAUUUUGAUUUUUUUGAAAGUAAAAAAAUAAGAAAAAAAGAGUAUUUUCAUCAUUUUAUAGUCGAUUUUGAUUUUCUAUGAGUUGGUCGCUCGUAGAAUGGCUUUGAGCUUGUGAUUUUGUGUAUAAUGAGCUGCAUCCGACCAGAAGCGACUUUCGCGCGUUGCUAUUAAAAACUGUAUUCGGCGGCUUUUAAGGAUAAUUUUGAGUCUUACUUGAAUUAAAAUGCGACCAGAAAGCUCAAAAUCAUGUCGAAGAAGUCUAGAAGUACUUAGUGAGAAAAAAAAAACAGUCAUUUUCAUGAUUCCCCAGAAAAGAGAAAAAGCUGCAUCCGACCAGAAACGACUUUCGCGCGCUAAUAUUCAAAAACGCAAGUCGGCGGAUUUUGGGAAUAAUUUUGAGAGUUUUACUUGAAUCAUAAUGCGUUUAGCCAUUCCAAAUGCGACCAGAAAGCUCAAAGUCAUGUCGAGGAAGUGUAGAAGCACCCAGUGAGAAAAAACAGCCAGUUUCAUGAUUUCUAAACAUUUUUUUAAUGCUUCAGAGGUGCACAGCGGCAAGCCGGUCAAGUUCCUGAUCGGCUUCCAAAAUCGCGGCGAGAAGGAUUUCACCGUCAAAUUCUCGGAAACCUCGCUCCGUUACCCGAUGGACUUCAACUACCACGUUCAGAAUGUUGGUUCCCUGAAAAAUCAUCAAAAAAUAAUUUGGACUUUCAGUUCACCCGAGGAGAGUACAACCGCCGCGUUUCCCCCAAGGAGGAGGUCACUUUGGACUACGGCUUCUUCGCCCACGAAUCUUUCGCCGGACGAUCCCUCGGCCUCGUUGUCAACCUCCAUUAUGAGGAUGCUGUCAGUAGUGUUUCCAGAUUUUCAGAGGGAGAAAUGGGAAUUUUGGGCGGAAAAUUUGAGAUUUUUAGGCUGAUUUUGAGAGGAUUUUGGUGGGAAAAAUGGAUAUUUUUUCAAGGUCCACGAAUUUUUGGCUGUUUUUUUCGGCUUGGUCGUCAACCUCCAUUAUGAGGACGCUGUCAGUAGUGUUUCCAGAUUUUCAGAGGGAAAAUAGGCAUUUUGGACGGGAAAUUUUAGAUUUUUAGGCUGAUUUUGAGAGGAUUUUGGUGGAAAAUGGGAUAUUUUUGACAGCUGAAAAAACUUGUUUUGAGUUUUUUCGUGAGAUUUAGGAAGGAUAUUGGUGGAGAAAUGGUUAUUUUAAAGGAUUUUGAAGUUUUAGUCGUUAUUUUGACAACCUUUAUUAUCAUAACGCUGUCAGUAAUAUUGGAUUUUUUUAAAAAAAGGCGAAAAAUAGGCAUUUUAUACGGUAAAUUCGAAAAGUUGAGUUGAUUUUGAAAGCAUUUUGAGGGAAGAUAUAUAUUUUUGCUCGUUAAAGAAAUAUUCUCGGGGCUUUUUUUUUGUGAAAAGCGGGCUCACAACUCAAGAACUGAGAUGACAAAAGAAAAAAAAUCACAUUUUUCAAAAUGAGCACUUCCCGCAACAGUUAUGCUUGUACUGAGAAAAUUUUGCGCACUUUCAACUUUUUUUCAAACGAAAGCUUCUUUCCAGGACGGCAAGUACUACGUGAACAACGUCUACAACCAGACGAUCAACAUCCUCGAAGACGACUCGGCCUUCAACCACGAGACGGGCUUCCUCCUCAUUGUCCUCCUCGGAAUCGCCGUCCUCAUCUUGUACUUUGCCAACCAGUUCCUCUCCAAGGUCAGCUUGGAGCCGGAAAAUCAAAGAAAUCAUGAAAAAUGGGUUAGACAGUGUUGAAAUGGAGCAUUUUGAUGAGGUUUUUAACCUUGAAGAAGGAAAAAAACGAAAAAAUCAUGGAUUUUUGAGAAAAGUGUUCAAAAAUUUUGAGAUUUUGAGCUUUGAAAACAAGGAUUCUAAGAGAAAAGGACGAAAAAUGCCUGAAUUUUAGAAAAAAUAGAGUUUUGAAAAGAAUAAUUUGAAGAUUCGAGCUCAAAUUUUAGAGAUUUACAGUGAUUUUCAGCUUGGAAAGGUAAAAAAGAAAAAAAUUCUUGAUUUUUUUAGGGAAAAAUUUGGAAAUUCUCUAGUUUAGAUCCCAAAAUCAACAACUUUAAUAAGAUUUUUCAGCUUGAGGAAGUAGAAAAACGGAAAAAAACCCCUGAAUUUUCGAAAAUUAGUUAAGAAAUUGUCAAAUUUGGACCUUCAAAUCAAGAAUUUUAGUGGAUUUGCUCACUUAUGAACGGAUAAAAAGGCCAAAAAGUUUCAAAAUUCGCUUUUUUUUUUUGGUAAUUUGAAGCUUUUAGAUUAUUCUAUAUGCUUUUUACUCCUCUGAAAAUAGUUUGAAAGCAAAGAGAAAUCUAAAAAUUUUCAAGUUUUUGACUUUCCUUACGAUUUUUCGACGGCAAAACACUUUUCGCCGUGGAGGGGAUUCGAAACUGGGACCUUUUUCGUGUCAAAAAUUUGACGAUAGACAUUGAGUCAUUCUCGGAUUUUUUAUUUGAUUAGGAUACGGAUGAAGCCGAACUAUAUGUUUAAAAUUCUGAAAAGCCUUUCUGAAAUUCUUGAAGCAGAGAAGUCAGUUUGAGUAAAAUUAUCUCAAAAUUUCGAUUUCUGCGGUGUUUCCGUUCAAUUUUGAAGCGGGUUUUCUUGAAUUUGAGCCUUUUUCUCGGUUUGAUUUGCUCUAAAAACCUGGGAGAAUGAAGUUUAAGGUCAAAGAUUCAGGUCAUCACAGAAAAAAGAGAGCUUCUCAAAUUAAUUUCCAAACUUUCCCAGCUUUCCCGCAAAUCUGGCCUCCAGAAGCGACCAACCCAGGAGCAGGGCACCAGCAGCGCCGAAGUCGACUACGAAUGGAUCCCGCGGGACGCCCUCAAGGAGAAGAAAUCUCCCGGAUCUCCCCGAGCCCGCAAAGUCAAGAAGGCCGAAUAA
This is a messenger RNA of Caenorhabditis auriculariae, 4021 nucleotides long. NCBI's taxonomy places the organism in Eukaryota, Metazoa, Nematoda, Chromadorea, Rhabditida, Rhabditidae. The record is from the annotation of a GenBank genome assembly.